CAUAAUGGAAUUGAUCCUAAAAAAUGUCACUUUUGGCUAACAGACAAUACUGCUUAUAUGUUUUCAGAGGCUUAUAAUGCAACUGCUGAAUUUAAUUUAUUAGUAGUAUCUAAAUCAUUUCAGAUUCCUUGUAGAUUAUAUGCAGUUCAAAUCGCUUUAAUGAAUUUUGAAAAUACAAUAUUUAGAAAAUUAGAUGUAAUACUUCCACCAGAAAAUCAUGCUCAUGAAAUGCCAGAUAAAAUAGCAAUUUGGAUUAAAGACCUUCAAAACUGCUUAGAUAAUAUAUAUGAAUUAUUUGGUGAAGAAUUGGCUGAUGCUAAGCAAGAAUUAAAUACAGCAGAUUUUGAAAAUUUUUAUAAAUUAUUAUAUGAUAGUGGAAAAAAUGGAUCUGAAUUUGUUUGUGCAUUCUUAAAG
Messenger RNA from Racocetra persica, 414 nucleotides. The record is from the annotation of a GenBank genome assembly. Lineage: Eukaryota; Fungi; Glomeromycota; Glomeromycetes; Diversisporales; Gigasporaceae.